AUGACCUCGAUAGGCCUUAUUCGAAAACCAUAUUAUUGUAGUACUUUACAUUUCCCACCAUGAAUCUGGAAUUAGUUUCGCCGACAAGCUUACCAGCACUGUCGCCAAUAACCUUAACAUUUUCCAGGGUUCGGAUCGGAAUUUGUCUCUUGGCUCCUUUUGUCGUCUUGUACUUGUACGUGAUGGAAUUCAUUCAUUCCACCAAGUAUAAGACUAGAAUUUAUGUCUGGGAAAAGCACCUCAACCCCAAAUCAUUCCACGCAACAAAGAAAGAUAAAAAUCUCCACAAAAAGCUUUGGUCCCAUCAUGAAUUUAGCGACUCCGUUUGUUAAUCGAUCGAUGACGAGUGUGCCAUUAUUCUACGUCAUUAGAUGACGUUGAUAGCUGACCAGAAGUCGCUGCUUGUUAUGAACGAGGUGUUCCCAUGGCAACCAGUUUAUUUGCUCGAAAACACUAUCAUAAAUUGAUGGUCGUUGGAGAGAACCGAAAUCAUUUAUAACUCAUGUGUCACUUUCAAUGGGUACCAAGGAAAGAUCAAUGGCUCGUGUCGGAAAUGCAAGAAACAGGCAAGACCAGUAGGAACAACUGCACAAGCCAACAACCGUAUUUCCUCCCUAAAGGGACCUUAACGAAUCAUUAACGAAAUAUCAACUAAAGGAAAGAGAAGCCCCCAACAAUUGGAAAAAAAGAAAGGGGGGUGUUCAUUAGAGUAAUAAUAAUGAAGUCCCCUUUUCAUGCAGGAGCCCCAAGCGAUGUUUCCUCCACACAACCAGAAGCUCGUUAUAUCUAUCACUGUUUCUCAUUCUCUUCAAAACGAAUUGCUUUAAUAAUUCAGCGGAAAACUUUCUAAUUUAUUUGAUAUUUUUUUUUUUUUUUUAGAUUCCUUCUCACGGACAUCAGACGAAGAAGAACAAAUGCAACGAUCCGUGAAUGCUGCAGUGAGAAACAGUAAAGCAGCGUCGCCAUUGGUCGAGCCUUGGCGGUCAAGCAUGGCGGCCGAAGAAGAAAUAAAGGUUUUGAAUUUCAUACAUUAGUACUGGAAAAUUCUUGUCAAAAAAAAGGUAGAGAAAAACGAGCAUUCAUUUGUGCAGUAGCGGGUAGUCGCUAAAAUGUGAAAGACAUUGAAACCUGUCAACCAUUAGCAGUGUGUGUGUAAAGUACACGAGAGUCGGAUGGAGGGAAAUUUGGUUUCAGAAAGAAGAUGGGCGGAGCUAAAAACUGGCUCGCGCUCGCCUCGAGGGCCUUCUUCAGUCGCGUCGAGGUCUCCAUGACGACUGGAGGUUUCUGAACAUUUUCUGGCCUCCAUUCCAACAAACACUUGCCAGUGUAAAGUGAGCCUUGAAACCGAAGUGAAACACUAAAAGAAAACACCCAAGUUUUGAGUGUUUGUCGAAAAAGGUUUUUAUAACGUCAGGAUUACAUCAAAGCCCAUCAAGUUGAUUGCCAUCAACCAACGUUUCACACACACCAGGUUCACCGGUCGGCCAUGACAGUCGACGCCGGACGCCGACUCUUAUUGCUCAGCGUCAUCCUGUGGCUGGGUCAUCGAGACUGUCGAGCUCUAGUGCCCAGCAGCCCAACAACAGAUCAACAUGUUCAAAUUGUUCUGUUACAUCGGAGAGGGUUGGAUUGCGAUGCCGAUAGCAAUCGAGUUGGCAGCAACGUCAGUAUUUCGGCCAGCCAACGGGAAACGGCCGCCCGGUGGGCAUCAGAAAUUAUCAACAAUCAAACGAAACCUCACCUUUUCUCCAUCGAUGUGGAAGUGAUGGAUACGUGUGGCAGCGUCCAAGCGACGGCCAAGAGGUCGCUGCAAGUCGUCAGGCAAAUCAAAAGCAGCGGGACAGCCGUGCUGGGCGUCAUCGCUUUAGAGGAGGCGGACGUCCUUGCCGAAGCGGCGCGUGUCCUUCGACGUCACAACAUUCCAUUGGUCGUGGCCACACCUCGAGCUGCUGAAAGUGAAGCCGCAUCUCUACUCCUCUACGCUCCAGACGAUCCGGCCGUUUUCACCCAACCGGACAAUGUCUUUUCGGCCGUGCCCAAUACGGCGGCUGUGGCCAGGGCGACGAUUGCAGUGGCUAAAGGAAUUCAGAGCCAAUCGAUCCGCAUUUUGGGGACGUGUUGGAGAACGAUCCGGAUGGCCGAACGAGCCGCUCGCCAUUUAAAUAUCAGGGUGAUAUCGGCUGAGCAUUGGGUCGGGGAUUAUUCCGGCAGCCCGACGGCCUACAUCGCUAAUUUGACGAUGCAUCAACACGUGCUGGAACAACAAGAAGGAGUGAGAGUGGCUUUGCUAAUGGAACCCAAUGAACUGGCCGAUUUUAUGAACCAGGCCGUCAGGAUAUCAAGCGGAAGGAAGAUAACUUGGCUUCUGGGAUGUGUGGCCGGUGUGGUCAGUCCGCAAAUUGCGGCUCAAUGGGCCCUCGAUCUGUCCAGCAGCGCAUUCCUUGUCGAGCCUCAUUUACUCGAACUGGCCGGCUUAGCCGAUUACAUGCGGCUUCAUGGUGUGAUUCAUCAUCCGCUCGAUAACGAGAUUCCGCACAUCGUUCAAGCCGUUUCGGCUCUUGGCGCUGCGUUCCACUUGCAGGAAUUGUCCAGUUGCGUUCAACAACAGUCGGCCAAUGGCACGAACGAUGAGAGCAACAGCACCAGCGAGUUUGAUUGCAGUCCGGCAUUUGCUGCUGAUCCGUCACGCGUUCCCAGUCAAAUGUUGACGGCCUUACGUCAAUUGAGCAUGCCGGCCACGUCGAAUUCGAGAGGGCCGGCUGAAUUGGAAGGAACAUCAAACCAUUUCACUCCGUCGGGCCGUCUCGUUGCCAACCGUUAUCUCAUCCAGAAACUGAUGGCCGGUUCGGGAGAAAGCUCGCCUGUCGCCUGGUUCUCAGACGACGACGGACUCGUGCUGGCCGCCGUGAUGACAUCACAAUCGCGUUUCGAUUUUUUCGGUCACGCCUCUUCUGUCCCUCUCUUAACGUCCGUCCCGCCUUUUGUCAUCGACGAACGGACCAUUGAUUACAACAUCAACAACAAAGUGGAAGGUACGGAAGAUCCCGAGCAAGAACCAACUGGACUUUUCCUCGAUGACGUUGAUAAUCUCAUCACAGCGAGUCCGUCGUCUCGCCCGCUCUUUCUCUUUGUUCAAGGUCGAACUUGGGCGGCUUCCAUUCUGGCCGUCUCGGCCACAGAAUUGCUAGCCACAUUCUACAUUCUCGUUGUGCUCGUCUCGCGCAUGUGCGACACAGAUCGCACCACCAGCGUCCGGCUCUCGACCACUCAAACCAUGUCGCUUCUUCUCUUGUUGGCCGUCAUGGCUCAGUUGACGAGCGUGGCCCUCUUUGUUCUACCCGGACUGGCUACCCAUUUGAAACUUUUCCUCCCUCCGUUAUUCCUCGUGACUGGCUACGCUUUACUCCUGGCCAAACUCUUUCAGUUCCGCCACUUGGCUUCCGCCGGACUCGGCGGUUCGGUGCCUCAAUGUCCCCUCUAUGUGGCCGUCUUGCUGGCCGUCUCGGUCCAAGUCGCCGUUAGCGCUCAUUUCUAUACUCAAGAGCAACACCACCAAUCGCCAACAUCGAUCAACUACAGCAACGAAUUGCCUUUGCUCUACCUCUUCCUCAUGGUCCUGGUCACCGUCACGGCCCUCUACGCGUCCAGCUUGAGGCAGAUCCGCCAACAGCAUCGAGAAGCUCAACUGAUUCUAAUCGGCACGUUGACGUCGGCUGUUUUGAUGUUGGGAUGGACGCUGGUCGUGACGAUGGCCGAUGAAGAAUAUCACGAUGCCGCUACAGCCGGAUUGAUGGUCCUCUUGGCCGCGUCCGUCCUUGGUUCCAUCUUUAUCCCGCGAGUGGUGCAGUUGAGUCGGCAAGGCAGACAGCUGUCCAUCAAGUCGACUUACGCGUGCAACAUUUCAAUGGCCUCCGGAAUACCUACCAGUCCGUGGCUGGAUUACAAUUUCACCAGUGCAAAGGACCAGCAAACUUACAACGCCAAUAACUGCAACAGCAGUAAUUGUACGAAUGGUUAUAAUAGUUAUAAGAGUCAGAGUGGCGAUAAUAGCAAAAACUUAACGAAUGUUAUAAAACUAUCUGGCAGCGGACUCAUGAGGCAUCCACAGUACUCUGGACGGCAUUAAAAAGAAAAAGAAAGAAAAAAUGCCAGACAACUCCCCCCCCCCCCCCCCCCCCAACCCAAAAAAUCAACCAUGCAUUAAAUAUCAAUCGUUUUUUUUUUUGUUUUUUAAAUUUUUUUUUUUUUUUCUCAUCCACCAGCAAAACAAAUCUAUUCUUGUCAUUUAAUUAAAACCCCACUUAUUUUUUUUUCCUCGCCUCGGUUAUUUACAAAUGUAUUUUUCGUGUUUGUGUUUACUCAAGGUCUCUUUUAACGACGACAAUUCAAUAAUAAAUGGUAGGACGUUUCUAA
Messenger RNA from Daphnia carinata, 4413 nucleotides. RefSeq lists its product as uncharacterized. Gene Ontology annotation, molecular function: adenylate cyclase inhibiting G protein-coupled glutamate receptor activity. The record is from RefSeq and is a predicted model, not a curated record. Gene Ontology annotation, cellular component: membrane. The transcript has 8 exons. Lineage: Eukaryota; Metazoa; Arthropoda; Branchiopoda; Diplostraca; Daphniidae. Gene Ontology annotation, biological process: G protein-coupled glutamate receptor signaling pathway; regulation of synaptic transmission, glutamatergic. Bases 1487 to 4126 code for a protein of 879 amino acids.